This is a messenger RNA of Frieseomelitta varia, 1020 nucleotides long. RefSeq names its product protein SGT1 homolog (gene Sgt1). The coding region runs from base 176 to 838 and encodes 220 amino acids. Gene Ontology annotation, molecular function: protein-folding chaperone binding. Lineage: Eukaryota; Metazoa; Arthropoda; Insecta; Hymenoptera; Apidae. Gene Ontology annotation, biological process: protein stabilization. The record is from RefSeq and is a predicted model, not a curated record. The transcript has 5 exons.
UAGUUUGCAUGUACACCUUAUAGUUUGCUCUCUAUACGAUAUAGGCGACUUUCUUGCUACGAUUUUAUCUCGUAUUGUCUGUAUGAACUUUCGAGAAGUACGCUAUACAUGACGCAUGUUGUGUCAAGUCUUCCGAUGAUUUUCGUUUGAUGUUUAAGAGACAAUAGUCAAUCUAAUGGGUAACGAAGAAACUCCAAUCGCGGUGAAUAACAAUGAGAUGCCAGUUCCAAAAAUAAGACACGAUUGGUAUCAAACGGAGAAUCAUGUCAUAGUCCCGAUCCUUGCGAAAAGUGCGCAAAAUGUCAAAGUCGUUUACGAAAAAAAUACGUUAAGUGUGUCUGCUCAGUUACCAUCGGGCAAUGAAUAUAGCUUGGAGUUAGAUUUAGCUCACGCAAUAGUGCCAGAUCAGUCUACUCAUAAAGUUGAUCCGUCUAAAAUAGAAAUUAAAUUGAAAAAACAAGAUGGAAUUACAUGGGCCACAUUGGAAGGGAAUCCCGUUGCACAAAACGUGGUGCAACCUAUACCCCAAGAAAUUUUACAAACUGGAAAUCAACCACAAAAGAAUCCUGGGACUGGGAAGAAACCGCGAGACUGGGAUAAAGUAGAAAAAGAAAUAGAGAAACAAGAAGCAGAAGAAAAGCCAGUGGGAGAAGCUGCACUCUAUGCUUUGUUCCAACAGAUAUAUGGCAGCGGUUCCGACGAAGUCAGGCGUGCAAUGAACAAAUCUUUUCAAGAAUCCGGUGGUACAGUGUUGAGCACGAAUUGGUCAGAAGUGAGCAAAGGUAAAGUUGAGGUAAAACUACCAGAUGGUAUGGAAUGGAAACCCUGGAGCGUAUAGAACAGUUUCGACAAUUGAAAUUUACAUCGCUUACUAUGUUUGACAAGUAAUAAUUUCACUUUAUCUUUAAUAAAGUUAUUUAUGAAAAUUAUUAACAGAUCAUUGAUGAUUUAUUAAAAAUAAAAUUAGUAAAACAAUUGUAUUUGUCCAGUUUGUCAAAUAUAUGUGUGUAUUUUUCUGAA